ACAUUUAAACAAGGGGACAUUUAAAAUUAUGAUAAAGCACUUGUUCAAGCGACAUAGCACUAUAAUAAAAAUAAUUUCCUUCCUUAUUUUGGCACACCACCCUUUACAUUGUUAUUCAUAUAUUAUAUAUAGACGUGAAUGUUAGUACAAGAACAGUUUGGAUUAAUAUUAAUAUCUAUAGAAGAGCCGAUCCAUUACUUUAUCAAAAAAUAGAUCUUAUCUAUUGUGCAAUAUUAUUGUAAAUGAUUGUAAAAAACGUUAUCACCAAUUUGAACUUUAAUAAUUGUUUUCAAUAUAAUAUUAGUUAGUAAUUCUAACAUUUUUAAAAUAUCGAAAUUUAAAAUGGAAGAAAUACAAAGUACAGCAGGAGCAAUCCCUGUCCGAAAUGAAAAAGGCGAAGUAUCAAUGCAAAAAGUAAAAGUGCAUCGCUAUAUUACUGGUAAGAGACCUCAAUAUGCUCCUCAAUCAACUUCAGAAGAAGAAUCAGAUGAUGAAGACUUCAUUGAACAACGUAAUGUUCGUGGUGGUUCUCCUAUGACAAAUUUUAAUGAUGAAAAAAUGGUUCAGCUACCAUCUAAUGCUCUUGAUGAUGCACGUCUUAGACGUUUAGGAGGAUUAACUUCUCGAAAAGGACAAAAAGAAAAACGACCACUUCAAGAGCCUGAAAUAAUAAAAGAUUCAUCAUCUGGUGAAGAAUCGGAUGUUGAGCAAAAUAGAAGACAUCGCCGUCAAGUAUCCGGUGAUGAAAAAGACAGUAAUGAUGAUGAUGGAGAUUUGAGUGAUAGUGAAAUAGAAAGAAGAAGGCAAAAACUUAGGCAAAGAGUUUUGAAUCAAACCAAAGCUAAAGAAAUGAAUGAAGUACUAGAAAAGGAAGAAGAAGGACAUGGUUCAGAUGAUGAUAGCAGUGAUGAAUCGUCCGAGUAUGAAGAAUAUUCUGCUUCUGAUGAAGAUGCAGGUCCUCGUCUUAAACCAAUUUUUGUCAGAAAAAGAGAUCGUGUAACAAUUAUACAAAAAGAAAAAGAAGAUAUAAAACAAAAGCAACUUGAGUAUGAACAAAAAAAAUUAGCUGAAGAACGCCGUAGAGCUACUUUAAGGAUGGUUGAAGAAGAAAUUCGUAAAGAACAAGCUUUAGUCAAAGCUAAUACUGCUCCUACUGAAGCAAGUCUAGAAGAUGUUAAUACUGAUGAUGAAAAUGAUGAAAAUGAAUAUGAGGCCUGGAAACUCAGAGAAUUAAAAAGAAUUAAGAGAGAUAGAGAAGAACAUGAUUUACGUGAAGCUGAAAAAGCAGAAAUUGAACGCCUUAGAAAUAUGACUGAAGAAGAAAGACGUUUAGAGUUGAGACUGAAUCCUAAAAAGGUUACAAAUAAAGCUGCUAAAGGAAAAUAUAAAUUUAUGCAGAAGUAUUAUCAUCGGGGUGCAUUUUACUUGGAUGAAGAAAAUGAAAUCCUCAAGAGGGAUUACUCAUCAGCAACGUUGGAAGAUCAUUUUGAUAAAACAAUUUUACCUAAAGUUAUGCAGGUUAAAAACUUUGGGCGCAGUGGUAGAACUAAGUAUACUCAUUUGGUUGAUCAAGAUACCACAAGUUUUGAUUCACCUUGGGUAUCAGAAACUUCACAAAAUCUAAAAUUCCAUACUAAUCAAGCUGGCGGUAUGAAACAAGUGUUUCAAAAACCUACCUUAAAAAAACAACGUUCAAAAUAAAAGCUCUUGAUUUUUUAGAUAAAAUGAAUGUACAUUGACUAAAUUUUAUAAUAAAUUUGAGAAUUAAAAAAAAAAUAAUAAU
Messenger RNA from Daktulosphaira vitifoliae (grape phylloxera), 1783 nucleotides. RefSeq names its product microfibrillar-associated protein 1 (gene Mfap1). The transcript is spliced from 8 exons. Bases 343 to 1701 code for a protein of 452 amino acids. Lineage: Eukaryota; Metazoa; Arthropoda; Insecta; Hemiptera; Phylloxeridae. Gene Ontology annotation, cellular component: U2-type spliceosomal complex. Gene Ontology annotation, molecular function: RNA binding. Gene Ontology annotation, biological process: mRNA splicing, via spliceosome. The record is from RefSeq and is a predicted model, not a curated record.